AUAUUUAAGUGCAAGCGCAAGAAAACAAAACAAAACAGUACAGUAGCAUACUGUACUUUCGUUUUGAACUACCGGUUGACUAAAUUAAAUCUCACACUGGGUGUGUUCACGGAGAUCUGACCAGUUUAGCAAAUUAUCUUCUAAGAAUGAUCUCCAUGAACGCACCCAUUGGUUAAAUUGGUCAGAAUCUGCGUGAAUGAUCUCCGUGAACGCACCCACUGACACCAAUACCACUCAGGAAGUUACGUCAAGCACUGUGUGUUAGGAAGAAGGUCGACUGAUGGUAGAACUGCGUCACAACUUCUGAACAGAAGACGUGACAAUUGAAAAAGAGAAUGUCAUUAUUUGAAGACCUGUCGGCGUCUGGCAACACCACGGAGAUGUCAAACUUUGCUCAUGUGAUUUUUCAAAAUGUGGCAAAAAGCUACCUUCCACAUGCUGCUCUGGAGUGUCAUUACACUCUGACCCCACACAUCAGGCCUCAUCCGAAAGACUGGGUUGGCAUUUUUAAGGUUGGCUGGAGCACAGCUCGGGAUUACUAUACUUUUUUGUGGUCACCUCUUUCAGAAAAGUAUGUAGAAGGAACAUCAGUUAACUGUGUGGUGGUAUUUCAAGGUUACUAUGUUCCAAACGAUGAUGCAGAGUUCUAUCAGUUCUGCUAUGUCACGCAUAAAGGUGAAAUCCGAGGAGCCAGUACGCCAUUCCAGUUCCGAGCUACCUCCCCUACAGAUGACUUGCUGACCAUGGAAGACGAAAGCAAUUCUGAUAUACUGGUUGUGACCACCAAGGCUGGCAUGCUUGAGUAUAAAAUUGAAGAAGCGGUAAAGGAAAAAGAAGAGCUAAUGAAGGUGAUGUCUUUGCUGCAAAAAGAAAAAGAUCAGCUUGAAGAACAAGCUGAGAAGCUGGGGAAGGUCGUAGAUCAAGAAAAGGAGAUGUGUGCACAGAUCAAGAAGGACUACCAGGAUAUUCUCAAUGAAUCACAAACUCUUAAGGAUGAGAACGAAGAAAUUAAGAAAAAGUACGAGAAUGCUACUUCUCGAAUUCUCCAGUUGGAAGAUGACCUAAUUGGGGUGUCCCAGAAAGCCAUUGAGAAGGAGACUGAAUUAGACAGCAUUCGAGGCAGACUGAAGAAGCUAAGUCUGGAGAAAGAACAUUUGGAAUCUCAAUUAAAAAAUGAGAAAGAUGAGAAAGAACUGUAUAAGAUUCACCUGAAGAAUACAGAACUAGAGAACACAAAGCUGACUGCAGAGGUACAAACAUUAAAAUCAGUUGAAAUAAAGAAAGAAAACAUGCUCACACAGUUGAGAGAAGAGCUGGGCAUGCUGAAGAUGUGCAUAGCAGAAAAAGAGAAACUGCAAAAAGAAAUGCUGACUGCGUCCUCCACCAAGGCUGAGACUGGAUUUUUGAGGGAACAGCUUCGAAAGAGUGAGGAUCAGCUUCAGGCCACAAGGCAGGAAGUGUCCAUGUUGGCAGCAGAGCUGAGAGAUGUUUUCAGUGUUCGGGAUAGAACCAUGUCUGACCUGUACACUGCACGCCUGGAGAUAGAUUCUAUGAAGAAGAGUCUUGUUGAUGCUGAAGCACAGUGUAAGGCUACGGAAGGAAUGUUGCAAAACAUGAAAGCUGCAGCAGAAAAAAAUGAAAAGGAGGGUCCAGUUAAUAACAGCAUGGUGGAACAAGAGCUGCGUAGAGAAGUUGAAGAUUUAAAACUUCGACUUCAGAUGGCAGCAGAACAUUAUAAAGAGAAGUACAAGGAAUGUCAGAAACUUCAGAAGCAAGCAGUGAAGCUCACUGAACAAGCGGAGUCAAAGAAAACUACAGUUGCAUUCAGCUGUCAACCAACAGAAACAGCAGCAAAUCCUGAUACUGCUGGAGCAGUGAGUACCCCUGCAGUCAGCCCAGCUUCAUCUAAUACUGUGCUUGACCUGCUCACUCAAGAAAAAAUACAAGUAAUGAAUAAAGAAAUGUCUGAACGAAACGACAAGUACAAAAAAUACAAACAGAUGCUGACUGAGGAGAAACAAAAAAGCAGUAGGUAUGCAGAUGACUUGGCCAGGAUGGAGAUGAAGUGGAAGGAACAGUUCAAAAUAAACGAAAGCUUAAAACUGCAGUUGGCUGCAGAUGAAGAUCGUUAUCAGAGUCGAGUGGCUGAAAAGGGGAGGGAAGUGAAUAAGCUAAAAGAAAAUCUGGAAUUGGUUUUUAAAGAGAACAGGAAACUAGAGGAGGAGCUACAGAAAAAAAUAGAAAGCCAACUGGAAAGAGUAAGUGAAGGGCAGAGUUCCCAGGGUGCAAUGCAGGUUGGAGUGACUCAGCCAGUGGUCCUGCAGUACCCGAUUCCAUAUUCACCAGAAAUCCUGCCAGCCAAUCUGGUAGCAGUGAGACCCCCUGAACUGCACUAUGGAAAUCCCUAUUCCACUCAGCACAAGAGAGAUGGAGCAGAUGGUACAUUUUCUUCAGACCAGAUCCACAGACCUCCCAUAGGAGCCCCCUUUUUGGACAGCAACGUAGUUUGCAUUCAGCCAGCACGCAACCUAAGCAGGCCUGAUGGACUUGAAGACCCUGAAGAGCUUAGCAAUGGUGAGGAUGAUGCUGAGACUGUGCAGUCAGCAGCCAGCGACACAGGACAUUCCCUGCUUCAGGAUCGUAGGGCUCGCUUCUGCUUUGAUUCAAGCAUUGAUGUUCAUAAGAAGUGCCCACUCUGUGAGGUCAUCUUUCCUCCUAAUUAUGACCAGAGCAAGUUUGAAGAGCAUGUCGAAAGCCAUUGGAAAGUGUGCCCCAUAUGCAAUGAGCAGUUUCCACUAGACUAUGACCAGCACGUUUUUGAGAAACAUGUGCAAACCCACUUUGACGGAAAUGUUUUGAACUUUGAUUAAGUAGGAGAAUUGUUUAGUGUUUUUGCUAAAUUAGGUCGGAGGAAUAUAGGAAUAUGUUGCAUAUACUGUCAAGUACUUUUUUCCAUCAAGCUUUGAACUUGAACUAACAUCUUGCAUGCGUUUAUUAUUUACCAGGCUGAAUAUUUAGGGCAUAAAAUAAGAUGUUAUAAUGAGAGUAGUGUAUCGGUAUUUGGGAUAAACUGCAUAACUUGUGAAAAAGAGUAAGACUUAAAAGGUAAUUUUUACAGUACACAUAAACGCUGCUGUUAAAUAUACAUGGCUAUACUGAGUAAGAUCAAUUAUAUUCUUUUGGAGGAAAAUAAGGAGGCAUUCUUUAGGAUUCUACUUCAUGAAGAGGUCAUAGGCUUCUCGAUGUAAUAAUCAAUAUCGAAAUGUUCCUGCUGAGUUGACUGAUGCUGAUUUUAUUGGCACUGAUAAAUUAUUAUUUGCAGCACCUUGGGCAUAAUUUUACAGAGCUAUGAAACAUGCAUUGCUUGUUUCUAUUUUAAAUGUAUUCUAUCCACUUAUUGUUGCUUUGAUCAUUUUAUGUUUAAACUGUUUGUAAUAACUGAAAUGUAUAAAGCAGUAUUUUUACAUUUCAUUAUUUUCCUUAUUAAUGGUAUAGGGUGUACUGCAUUUGUUCCCCAAAAUAAAUACAUUUAGCUUUGUCA
Acipenser ruthenus (sterlet) is the source of this 3541-nucleotide messenger RNA. Its product is annotated as tax1-binding protein 1 homolog B-like. The record is from RefSeq and is a predicted model, not a curated record. The transcript is spliced from 18 exons. NCBI's taxonomy places the organism in Eukaryota, Metazoa, Chordata, Actinopteri, Acipenseriformes, Acipenseridae. The coding region runs from base 336 to 2870 and encodes 844 amino acids.